AUGUCACUGAUUUUAAAGGCUGGAAGGCCCAAAGCCCCCACUCUCCCUGACCCAAAGCCCCCACUGUCUCCAAUCCAAAGCCCGUCCCAAAGCCCCCGCUCUCCCCGACUCAAAGCCCGUCCCAAAGCCCCCGCUCUCCCCAACUCAAGGCCCGUCCCAAAGCCUCCGCUCUCCCCGACCCAAAGCCCGUCCCAAAGCCCCCGCUCUCCCCGACCCAAAGCCCGUCCCAAAGCCGCCGCUCUCCCUGACUCAAAGCCCCGCUCUCCCCGACCCAAAGCCCGUCCCAAGGCCCCCGCUCUCUCCGAUCCAAAGCCCGUCCCAAAGCCGCCGCUCUCCCCGACCCAAAGCCUGUCCCAAAGCCCCCGCUCUCCCCGACCCAAAGCCUGUCCCAAAGCCUCCGCUCUCCCCGACCCAAAGCCCGUCCCAAGCCCCCCGCUCUCUCCGAUCCAAAGCCCGUCCCAAAGCCGCCGCUCUCCCGAUCCAAAGCCCGUCCCAAAGCCUCCGCUCUCCCCGAUCCAAAGCCCCCGCUCUCCCCGAUCCAAAGCCCGUCCCAAAGCCUCCGCUCUCCCCGAUCCAAAGCCCGUCCCAAAGCCGCCGCUCUCCCCGACCCAAAGCCUGUCCCAAAGCCCCGCUCUCCCCGACCCAAAGCCUGUCCCAAAGCCUCCGCUCUCCCCGACCCAAAGCCCGUCCCAAGCCCCCGCUCUCUCCGAUCCAAAGCCCGUCCCAAGGCCCCCGCUCUCUCCGAUCCAAAGCCCGUCCCAAAGCCGCCGCUCUCCCCGACCCAAAGCCUGUCCCAAAGCCCCCGCUCUCCCCGACCCAAAGCCUGUCCCAAAGCCUCCGCUCUCCCCGACCCAAAGCCCGUCCCAAGGCCCCCGCUCUCUCCGAUCCAAAGCCCGUCCCAAGGCCCCCGCUCUCUCCGAUCCAAAGCCCGUCCCAAAGCCGCCGCUCUCCCCGAUCCAAAGCCCGUCCCAAAGCCUCCGCUCUCCCCGAUCCAAAGCCCCCGCUCUCCCCGAUCCAAAGCCCGUCCCAAAGCCGCCGCUCUCCCCGUCCCAAAGCCCCCGCUCUCCCCGAUCCAAAGCCCGUCCAAAGCCUCCGCUCUCCCCGAUCCAAAGCCCCCGCUCUCCCCGAUCCAAAGCCCCCGCUCUCCCCGAUCCAAAGCCCGUCCCAAAGCCGCCGCUCUCCCCGUCCCAAAGCCCCCGCUCUCCCCGAUCCAAAGCCCGUCCCAAAGCCUCCGCUCUCCCCGAUCCAAAGCCCCCGCUCUCCCCGAUCCAAAGCCCCCGCUCUCCCCGAUCCAAAGCCCGUCCAAAGCCACCGCUCUCCCCGAUCCAAAGCCCCCGCUCUCCCCGAUCCAAAGCCCCCGCUCUCCCUGACCCAAAGCCCGUCCCAAGGCCCCCGCUCUCUCCGAUCCAAAGCCCGUCCCAAAACCCCCGCUCUCCCCGACCCAAAGCCCCCGCUCUCCCCGACCCAAAGCCCCCGCUCUCCCCGACCCAAAGCCCCGCUCUCCCCGACCCAAAGCCCCCGCUCUCCCCGACCCAAAGCCCCCGCUCUCCCCGAUCCAAAGCCCCCGCUCUCCCCGAUCCAAAGCCCCCGCUCUCCCUGACCCAAAGCCCGUCCCAAGGCCCCCGCUCUCUCCGAUCCAAAGCCCGUCCCAAAACCCCCGCUCUCCCCGACCCAAAGCCCCCCUCUCCCCGACCCAAAGCCCCCGCUCUCCCCGACCCAAAGCCCCCGCUCUCCCGACCCAAAGCCCCCGCUCUCCCCGACCCAAAGCCCCGCUCUCCCCGACCCAAAGCCCCCGCUCUCCCCGACCAAAGCCCGUCCCAAAGCCCCCGCUCUCCCCGAUCCAAACCCCCGCUCUCCCUGACCCAAAGCCCGUCCCAAGGCCCCCGCUCUCUCCGAUCCAAAGCCCGUCCCAAAACCCCCGCUCUCCCCGACCCAAAGCCCGUCCCAAAACCCCCGCUCUCCCUGACUCAAAGCCCCCGCUCUCCCCGACUCAAAGCCCGUCCCAAAGCCCCCGCUCUCCCUGACCCAAAGCCCGUCCCAAAACCCCCGCUCUCCCUGACUCAAAGCCCCCGCUCUCCCCGACUCAAAGCCCGUCCCAAAGCCCCCGCUCUCCCCGAUCCAAAGCCCGUCCCAAAGCCGCCGCUCUCCCCGAUCCAAAGCCCCUGCUCUCCCCGAUCCAAAGCCCCCGCUCUCCCUGACCCAAAGCCCGUCCCAAGGCCCCCGCUCUCUCCGAUCCAAAGCCCGUCCCAAAACCCCCGCUCUCCCCGACCCAAAGCCCGUCCCAAAACCCCCGCUCUCCCUGACUUAAAGCCCCCGCUCUCCCCGAUCCAAAGCCCCUGCUCUCCCCGAUCCAAAGCCCCCGCUCUCCCUGACCCAAAGCCCGUCCCAAGGCCCCCGCUCUCUCCGAUCCAAAGCCCGUCCCAAAGCCCCCGCUCUCCCCGAUCCAAAGCCCGUCCCAAAGCCGCCGCUCUCCCCGAUCCAAAGCCCGUCCCAAAGCCGCCGCUCUCCCCGAUCCAAAGCCCCUGCUCUCCCCGAUCCAAAGCCCCUGCUCUCCCUGACCCAAAGCCCGUCCCAAGGCCCCCGCUCUCUCCGAUCCAAAGCCCGUCCCAAAACCCCCGCUCUCCCCGACCCAAAGCCCGUCCCAAAACCCCCGCUCUCCCUGACUUAAAGCCCCCGCUCUUCCUGUUGCGACUGUAUCACGUGCUGUUUGAACUGACGCGCUACUGCGAUCUGUCGCAUUUAACAGCGCCGAAACGUUCCAUAUCAAGAUCACACUGUAAACCUGCUUUAUCUGCGAUGCUGGAAUAUAAAGAGAUGUUGAGGGAAGAUGGAGAGAUACUGCACGUCAGACGCUCCUCUGCCAACAGAUGA
Messenger RNA from Pimephales promelas (fathead minnow), 2871 nucleotides. Lineage: Eukaryota; Metazoa; Chordata; Actinopteri; Cypriniformes; Leuciscidae. The record is from RefSeq and is a predicted model, not a curated record.